ACCAAACACAAAUCAAUUGUGAAUGGCAACCACUAGAGUGUUACGUGCCUCUAGACCAAUUCAACUUCCUCCUCCUCUUUCUUCUUCUUUGUUCAUGAAAUGUGUACGGUACCAAAGCAGGGCCAGCUUGAAUAAUGGAGAUCAUAACUUAGCUUCUACGAAGGGAGAAAGAAAACCAGUGGUAGCAGUGAAGGCAACGAUGGCUAUCACUGAACACAUAACCACAUCACAACCAGUGAUUCAGCAAGGCUUGUCAGAUUUAGCUGCUUUAAUAGCUACUAUUCGCAAUGCUUUUUUGCUUCUUUUGCGGGCUGUUGUCAAAAGGAAACUACGCAAUUUGACACCGCAGAUUCUCAUUGAAAGGGCAAUAAUCGAUUGCAGAUUUUUUACGUUGUUCGCAGUUGCAGGAUCUUUACUUGGUUCGGUAUUGUGUUUUGUUGAGGGUUGCCUUCUAGUUAUGGAGUCAUACGUGCAUUAUUUCCAUAUGUUAUCUGAAAGGUUGGACCAAGGACAUUUGGUGCAUCUACUCAUCGAAGCCAUAGAUGCGUUUCUGAUAGGAACUGCCUUUUUCAUUUUUGGGGUGGGUAUGUACGUCAUGUUUGUGGGAUCAAGCACCAGCACUAGUAAAGAAACGGAACCACAUCUUUGUGGAUCAAACUUGCUAGGUCUCUUUUAUAUGAAGUCAACCCCUCGGUGGGUAGGGAUGCAAUCAAUUGCAGAAGCGAAGUCGAAGAUUGGGCAUGCAGUGAUGAUGAUUCUUCAAGUGGGGCUAUUAGAGAAGUUCAAGGACAUUCCCUUAGUCACAGGCCUUGAUCUUGCUUGCUUCGCUGCUGCUGUACUCACUUCCUCAGCAUGCAUCUUUGUCCUCUCUAGACUUCAUCAAUAAUAAUUAAUGUAAAGUGGAAUUAGUUUCUCAACUUAUAUUCAUAAUUGCCAUAGUAUUUUUAGAAAUAAGCUAUUCUUUCUAGGCCAAAAGAAAAAUAGAUGCUUCUGUUCCUUUACGAUAGAGUUCAAUUUAUUCAUAUACAUGUGUG
This is a messenger RNA of Cajanus cajan (pigeon pea), 1034 nucleotides long. RefSeq lists its product as uncharacterized. Lineage: Eukaryota; Viridiplantae; Streptophyta; Magnoliopsida; Fabales; Fabaceae. The record is from RefSeq and is a predicted model, not a curated record.